AUCUCCCCUAUAAUCUCCGGCCAAAGUUGUGGUAGCUACAAACGGAACAGACCGUCAGUUGGCCUAUAUAUUCUUUAUGAUAGGAUAGGAAAAUAAGGGAAGGGAAAUUGUCAUUGUUGGUGCUCCCAACAUACGAGUUGAAUGGAUUUGAAUGUUCUUUUAAUGAAAUCACAAUUUUAUAUCGUAUUCUGAUGAAUUUUUGGGAGUUUUUCAAUACUAUAGAGUAUUGAGGAAUAUUUUGAUGAACCCGGUGUGAAUAUUUUGAAAUGUAGAAUAAUGAAUAACCUUGAAAAAAUAUUUUUUGUCACCGUAGAUUGUUGUUGAAAAUUUUUUAUGUACAAACCGGAAAUGGGCGAACACGAGUGGGCAAUUGAGUGUUCUGAUGAUGAGAAAUAUGGAGUUGAAUCCAAGGAAUACUGGUCAUUGGAUUCCGAAGAUAUUCUUGUCAUGAUUGAUAGUCUGGAAUGUAACAAUCAGUGUUUGAAGCUGGAAUGGAAGUGUCCUGGAAGACGGGGACCAUCACCAGAACUCUUGAUUAAUCACCAGCAAGCACAUCAUCUACCACAAUUCAAUGAUUUAGCACAACCUGAGGAAAAAGACAACUUCGAUUUUAUGGACGAGAUGUCUUCUCCCCGCCUCCCAGUGCGCCGUAUUGGUGAAGCCACCCCGAAAGGUAGCGCCAAGAAAAAGACUGCCAGUUUCAAUGGUGUACUAUCUACCAUGCUGCGUCACCGUAGGCUAGAGCAACAGGAAAUAAAUUCGGCAUCUAAAAAAAACUGAACCUAAUGCACCUAACCGAACCUAGCCUGAACCUAGUAUGAAAUUCUAAUGAAUGUAAUAUGAAUUCACCUCCACGUGUGACCUAGUGAUAAACGCCUCGCGGGAAUUGAAUUUCAGACUUUCAUACAUUAUAGACAGAUUUCACUCGUGAUGCCGAGACAUUCCUAUCUUUAUAUCCACUUACAUUUUGUAGCAUCUAAAAAACCAUCCCAACAGUUACCUUCUGAACGGGUAUUUUUAAUCCUCUGUGAGUAUUGAUAACAACUAACGAAAAUAUUAACAAAAGAAAAUCAUAGAAUGAGUUCAAUAAAUUGUACAAAGAAUCUUGGAGAAUAAUAUAUAUUUUAUUGACAUAAUUAA
Diachasma alloeum is the source of this 1140-nucleotide messenger RNA. RefSeq lists its product as uncharacterized. The record is from RefSeq and is a predicted model, not a curated record. The transcript has 3 exons. The coding region runs from base 334 to 780 and encodes 148 amino acids. Lineage: Eukaryota; Metazoa; Arthropoda; Insecta; Hymenoptera; Braconidae.